AUGCAAGCUAAAAUUAUAUAUGCUCUGAGCGCAAUUUCUGCGUUGAUUCCGUUAGGAUCAUCACUAUUAGCACCUAUAGAAGACCCCAUAGUAUCGAAUAAGUACCUCAUAUCUUACAUCGAUGAGGACGACUGGAGUGAUAGGAUAUUACAAAAUCAGUCUGUCAUGAACUCGGGAUAUAUAGUGAAUAUGGGCGACGACCUUGAAUGCUUUAUUCAAAAUGCAAGCACUCAAUUGAAUGAUGUAUUGGAAGACUCAAAUGAGCAUAGCAAUAGUGAAAAGACAGCAUUAUUAACUAAAACCCUGAAUCAAGGUGUUAAGACAAUUUUCGAUAAAUUAAAUGAACGGUGCAUCUUCUACCAAGCCGGAUUUUGGAUUUACGAGUACUGUCCUGGCAUAGAAUUUGUUCAGUUCCAUGGUAGAGUAAAUACAAAAACUGGUGAAAUAGUAAAUCGAGAUGAAUCUUUGGUCUACCGCCUGGGAAAACCAAAAGCAAAUGUAGAAGAGAGAGAAUUUGAACUACUUUAUGACGAUGUAGGAUAUUACAUCAGCGAAAUUAUAGGGUCAGGUGAUAUUUGCGAUGUGACGGGGGCUGAAAGAAUGGUUGAAAUACAAUAUGUCUGUGGCGGCUCAAACUCUGGACCAUCGACUAUUCAAUGGGUGAGAGAAACAAAAAUUUGUGUUUAUGAAGCCCAAGUUACCAUACCUGAAUUGUGCAAUUUAGAAUUACUAGCCAAAAAUGAAGACCAAAAGAACGCCUCACCUAUACUUUGCAGGAUGCCCGCAAAAUCAAAAAUUGGUAGUAACUCUAUUGAUUUAAUCACCAAAUAUGAACCGAUUUUUUUAGGUUCUGGAAUAUACUUUCUAAGGCCCUUUAACACCGACGAAAGAGACAAAUUAAUGGUUACUGACAAUGCCAUGUCAAAUUGGGAUGAGAUUACGGAAACAUAUUACCAGAAAUUUGGAAAUGCCAUAAACAAAAUGCUUAGUUUGAGAUUAGUAUCGUUACCUAAUGGACAUAUUCUCCAGCCUGGUGACUCAUGUGUUUGGUUGGCGGAAGUGGUUGAUAUGAAAGAUCGGUUUCAAACCACUUUAUCGUUGAACAUACUUAAUUCACAGAGAGCAGAGAUAUUUUUCAACAAGACGUUUACAUUUAAUGAAGAUAAUGGAAACUUCCUAUCAUACAAAAUUGGGGAUCAUGGCGAGUCAACUGAACUUGGUCAAAUAACCCACUCAAACAAAGCAGAUAUAAAUACCGCAGAAAUUCGGUCAGAUGAAUACUUAAUUAACACUGAUAAUGAGCUAUUCUUGAGGAUUUCUAAGGAGAUAGCAGAAGUGAAAGAAUUAUUAAACGAAAUCGUAAGUCCACAUGAAAUGGAAGUAAUAUUUGAAAACAUGAGAAAUCAACCGAAUAAUGAUUUUGAACUGGCGUUGAUGAACAAGUUGAAAUCCUCAUUAAAUGAUGAUAACAAAGUUGAGCAGAUAAACAACGCAAGGAUGGAUGAUGAUGAAAGCACUAGUCAUACAACCAGAGACAUCGGGGAAGCUGGAUCACAAACGACAGGGAAUACUGAAUCGGAGGUAACAAACGUAGCAGCUGGUGUUUUCAUCGAACAUGAUGAGCUUUAA
Messenger RNA from Saccharomyces cerevisiae S288C, 1629 nucleotides. RefSeq names its product Yos9p (gene YOS9). The transcript has a single exon. Bases 1 to 1629 code for a protein of 542 amino acids. Gene Ontology annotation, cellular component: endoplasmic reticulum membrane; endoplasmic reticulum. NCBI's taxonomy places the organism in Eukaryota, Fungi, Ascomycota, Saccharomycetes, Saccharomycetales, Saccharomycetaceae. Gene Ontology annotation, biological process: ERAD pathway; endoplasmic reticulum unfolded protein response. The record is from RefSeq and is marked reviewed.